CGAGUUGGCAGCUGCAGUAAGCAAAUGCAAAAAUUCUACGUGGAGCAGACAGUCCAGAGCAAACAAUGUCCAAAAACCCGAAAAAGGAUGAUGGGAGCGGCAACGACUGGGCUCAGAGCGACGAGGACGACAAUUGGGACGACUGGGGCGACGACGAGGACAAGUUUGUCCACGUGGAGAAGGAGCAGCAGCAGGAGGAGAAAGUCGCGAGCAUAAACGACGCAAAAGCAGCGCUGGAAACUCGGGAAAAGCAGGAAACUUCAGCAGUUCCACCAACCGCAGCCUCCGCCUCAUCAUCCUGGGGUCUUUGGGGCGGGAAACUGAGCUCCGUGCUGAGCACCGCCACCGAAGGAUUGGGCACCAUAACCACUCAAGUAAACCAGGGUCUUAAUCAAAUCAUAGGAGUGCCCGAUCCCGAGGAGCUGGCUCGCAUCAAUGUGGCUGAAAAGGCGGAAAUAGCUGCCAAAGAGCCCGCACCGGAAAAGGAUAAAGCGGCAGAGGAACACCACGAAGAUGAAAACGAAUCCUCGCCCGCCUUUGGCCUGGGUUUCGUCACUAAUCUGGGCUCCAAGGUGCUCAACACCGGACUGGACACACUCGAAGGCAUUGGCAAAAAGACCAUGACCAUUCUGCAGGACAACGAUCCCAAGCUCAUGAACAAGCGAAAGCUCCUCGGCCUGGACGCCAACGCACCCAAUCUGAGUGCGGUUCUGCUGGAGGCGAAAAAGGAUGCCGACCAAAUGGAACUGUCCCUGCAGCAACUGCAGCUGGAGAAGCAGAAGGCGCAGCUGCGCUUCGAGGUCCUCUUCGAGAACUACUGCGGCCUGGUGCACUUCGAGGCCCUGGAAAUCCUGUCCAAGGAGUCACGCCUCAAGCUGGACAACCUUCUGGAUGCGGUCAGUGGCAAUGCCCUGGCCGAACUGCAGGAGACCAUCAACGAGGUGAAGGAGCUGCUCGACAUGGAGGAUCUGGAUGUGGAGAGCGAGGGAGACUAUGAGCCGCAGGAGCUGAACGAGAGAUUGGCGGACACCAUUAAGGAUGCAGAGCUGGGGAUUCAGUUUGAGGAUAUAGCCAAACACUGGACGCAGUCACUCGACUGGCUCAACUCCGAGGAGGCCUCCUCUGGCGAUCUGGAGCAGGCGUAUGCCAAGAGCAUCCAUGCUCUGAGCGAAGCGUGUGCCCUGGAGAUGUGUAAGCUGCACAAGAUCGCCGAGCUGCUGCUAGUAAAACCGCAUCACAGCACUGCCAACGAGGUUGACGGCGUCGUUAAUCUCUGCCAGCAGUUCAAUAGGCACCUGCAAGGACUCAGUCACCGAUUCGCUGCCGUCCUGAGCAGCAAACCAGAACCGGAAGAGUCCAAAGCCCGGGUUAGCACAUUCUUCUCCGAAAUGCUAUCGGCCGUUCAGUUCAUCGAGAAGGCCUACAAACUAUUCACUCCCAUCCUCCAAAUGGGAGCUGUCUAGUCGGAUUUAAUUAUAUUUGUUGUACUUGCUAUUUUUACGAUUGCUUGGUUUAUGUCUAUAACUCACUUGUUUUCCAUAUAAAUGUAUACAAAUUA
Molecule: messenger RNA, 1558 nt
Organism: Drosophila elegans
Lineage: Eukaryota; Metazoa; Arthropoda; Insecta; Diptera; Drosophilidae
Product: protein FAM114A2
Exons: 2
Coding region: 66-1463 (465 amino acids)
Source: RefSeq, a predicted model, not a curated record